AUGGAGGCAGAACGAAAUCGUCGGAAGCAACUGCUAGACACCCAAGCCCAGAUCAAUGUCGCCGAGGGCCAGAAACAACGGGUCAUCUUGGAAACUGGAAGCCAAGACACACACUUCAAGACAGUAGUGAGGGAAGCCGAGGCCCGGCAACAGCAAGCCCUUAUGGAGUCCUGUGCAAUCGCCCAGCAGGUCGAGAAUAUCGCGCGCUCGAUCGCCGCGAAAAAAGAUGACUUCCGGCCAGAAGAGCGUCAACGUGCUUUGGCGACUUUGGUUGAACUGAAACGCCUGGAACAGCUUAAAACUAUUGCCCAAAGCAAGAGCAGCUCGACAUACUUCUUUGGCGACAAGCCGGCGCUGGGCGUAUCGAGCGAUGUCAACGUCGAUUAUUCGAGUCGGGUCAAAAGGGUGUUAUAA
This is a messenger RNA of Laccaria bicolor S238N-H82, 414 nucleotides long. RefSeq lists its product as uncharacterized. The record is from RefSeq and is a predicted model, not a curated record. Lineage: Eukaryota; Fungi; Basidiomycota; Agaricomycetes; Agaricales; Hydnangiaceae. Bases 1 to 414 code for a protein of 137 amino acids. The transcript has 3 exons.